AUGGGAAACUAUGGACUGAAAUCGAAGGACGGUAGGGAGAUCGUGACCGUGAUGCUCGUCUUUGGAGCGAUCUCCCUGACUUCCACCAUUCUUCGUGUAGUGUCGCGGAGAACGAGAAAUGUCAGCUUAGGGUUGGAUGAUUAUUGCAUGAUCGGUGCGACAUUUUUGAUAAUGGCGUGUACUGUGGUUGUGAUAUUGAUGGUGACAAAUGGAGGCGUUGGACUUCAUGCAAACACAGGCGAGGUCCCCUUUACAGACAUCCAAUUCAACCUCAAGAUGCUUAUCGCCUGCCAGGUUCUCUAUGGAACCGGCCUGGCCCUUGUCAAAACAUCGAUGAUGACCCUCUAUCACAAGCUCUUUGGUAUCAAAGCCAACAUGCAGGUUGCCAUUUAUGUUACCGGUGCCAUUGUGUGGGCGUGGGCGCUUAGUAUCAUCCUCGAGUCCUUUCUUAUUUGCCAUCCCGUCGCGUUCAACUGGAACCCAACGUUACCGGGGGGCGGAUGUGGGAAUCGCAAUGCAGCCUUUGUGAUAGCUGGAGUACUCAACAUGGUGACUGAUUUUAUGGUCAUGGCACUUCCAAUCCCAUAUAUCUGGAAGCUCCAGCUGCGAAUCGGCCGGAAGAUUGGCUUAUUGGUGGCAUUUUCGAUAGGAAUAUUUGUCAGCGCAAUCAGCAUGGUCCGUGUUGUCAGUCUUAUGAACGUCGACUUCAACGACCUCACAUAUACCCUCCCCAUCCCAUUGAUGUGGAGUAUGCUCGAACAGCAACUCGCCAUCGUCGCAGCCAAUCUGCCUCUGCUUCGUCGGGUGUUCUCCAACGUACUUCCUAGAAGUUGGCUGGGCUCAUCGGCUUACGGGACGGGAACACCAUCGGGAGAGCUCAGUGGCAAGAAACCCUCGGCGCGGGGGUAUUCUCUCACUCGCAUGGAUGCCGGCGCCAAUCGAAGCGAGAUCACGUCGGAGAGCCCCAAAGCUGCAGCUUCAAAUCCCCAGACGAGGUGGAGUGACGAUGACGGGCAAUCAGAUACGGAGUUGACGGUGAACGCGAUGCCACCAGAUGGGAUCCAGAUGUGGAAGGAUUUUCGAGUCGACUCGACUAGAUCCCUAGAAUUGAUGCCCGAUAAAAAAUAA
Messenger RNA from Penicillium vulpinum, 1128 nucleotides. RefSeq lists its product as uncharacterized. The record is from RefSeq and is a predicted model, not a curated record. NCBI's taxonomy places the organism in Eukaryota, Fungi, Ascomycota, Eurotiomycetes, Eurotiales, Aspergillaceae. Bases 1 to 1128 code for a protein of 375 amino acids. The transcript is spliced from 5 exons.